AUGUCUCAUAAUGAUGACCGAUUCCAUUCUGCUAAGCGGAGGAAACUUGACACCCCACAGGGGGCUGAGGAUUCCUCUCCUGUAACAUCACAUACACAGCUACAAUCGCUCCUAGUUUUCCAACAAAAUGUUGUAGAGGCAAAGCAAGGAAUAAGGAAAUUCAAAGAAUUCCUCACGUCUAUAGGACUAGCAGUCAACGAGGGCGAGAAAGCCAAAAAAUUCCGCAUCCUCAAGGCGUACUGCGACACGCAAAUUUCCCGCAACACUGAGGAACCAAUCUGCUUCCCGGAGAUCAUCCAGACGUGGAAUUUCGCGGACAGCAGUAGCCAUGAAUCUUUACUGACAUCCGUGCCUUCUGUUCUCGCCAUAUUCAUCAAGACCGUAUCCAGUAAUCUGGAUUUCCGUGAGUUUGGCAUCGCCCUGUGCAAGCAUUUGCUGCAGAAGGAUCAGUUACGAUUGUUCAACCGUGGCCUUACCGCCAACAAGUCCAAGGAACAUUUGAUUUCCCCUUGUCUCCGUCUUCUCACGGAGAUUGUCAGUUUUGAUGGCGGCGCUGUCGCUCGGCAACUCUAUCUUGCGCGUUACAUCACUUUUAAGCGCAUGGACGUGUUCCUAACGCCGAACAAAGCUCAACUCGAGGAGAGUUCUGGCGACCCUCAGGCCUCUACACUGAGGCGCAAUGCUCAGCGAUAUGUUCUUGCGAACCUGAGAUUCCAGCAGGCUACCAACAAAACCGAUAUCAUCGAGCAGCAAAAGGUCAUGAGGGCGUUCCUUGAGCAUCUAAGAAAAGAUCCGCGGGAGAUUGUUAUCGAUAUCGUUAAAGCAAUCGAAAGAGAUGUAAUCCUGGAUAGCUCCCUUUCUCGGAAUACUAAAACGAAGUUUUUCAGUCGUUGGAACCUCGAGAGACUUGUCACCCUCUAUGGUUAUGACCGCGAGUCUGAGCAGGAAAAUACGACCGGCUUGUCCCUCGCCGACGAGACGCAUAAGAUUCUGAUGACUGUCUGCACGAAAACCGAGCAUGGCGUUUUGCUGCCUCAAAUGGGAUGGUAUCCAAACAAUACUAAUCCGGAGUCACUUCCUAUCGACGACGGUGCAUCAAUUGACCUAGGGCUUGACUCUGCAGCAUACGUGGACAAGUACCGGGAAUCAGUACCUGUUCGUAAUGGCACGCUCUCUUACCUCAUUCAGGUUCUUCGCCCGGACUCCGAUAGUCUUCAAAUCGAGUUACUACUAGCCAUCUUUAAAGCAGCGCCGGAGCUGAUAGCUGACUACUAUACCAAAAAGUCUCUCUUCAUGGCGGAUCCGAAGCCGACACCUUCAUGGAUGGCAGAAUCAACCGUCCUCUUCUCUACAGUCAGCCUACCAGUUCCUGCUAAUUGUGGAUGGAAGGAUAAACUACCUGUCAUGCCUCCACCUGUCUCGGUUGUUAUCGAAAAUGUUCUUCCGCGUCCACUUACACAGAAAGUCCUCAGUCGUUGCUUCAACAUGAACGCCGAGAUCGUCACUCUUUUCGCGGUGAGAAUCUUGACUAUGUCUUUCAAUAAGCUGCGGGCGACCCUGAAGAUCUUUAAUGGCGAUCAUGGCGCCAGUCAGCAUUUGUGGGCUCAGGCCGCGGACAAGUUGAUUGUCGAAUUCGGUCAUAGAUGCCCUCAGAUGAAGGACGUUGUGACUUUGUUCCGAAGAACGGCCAAAGAUGACCUGCAACAGCAGGAGGCGGUCUCCGAACUACUCGCUUCCUUCUACGAAGUCAUGCCAGGUGUGGCUUUUGAGGAGGGCUUCGAUGUCUCCCUUGUUCUCGUCGAUAUCUUGAAAAGACUGGAUGAAGGAAAUCUUGACUCGGAAGAUACCGAACUCUUGAUAAGUCAACUGCAAAAUAUCCUCAAGAUCGCCCAGCAAUCAGCAUCCCUGCGCUGGUGGAAUCAGCCUGGAUCCAUGCAGUUUUCUGCGUUCACCUCCAUCUUGAAAGUCCUGUCUACUGCAUCCUCUGGGGAGUCGUUCAAGGAAAUCCACCAGCUCCUUAAAAAUGUGCUGGCAGAACACUCGGUUAUUCGCCCCUCAAGCUUUUCUGCCCUCCUGCCUAGCUUUGACGCAGCGGAUUCCGAAUCCCUCCUGCACCAGUUGGCCUUUUUCGAUAAUUGCGUGUGCCGCACAGCGAAGAAACCUGUCCAUUAUCAAGACCUAGUCGGAUCUUUGGUUGACGAUUCCAAGCUACUCAGUCCUCUUGUGGCUGCUGUGAUCGAACAAUGGCCUUUUCUUCUCAAAGCUGGGAAUGUGAACACUCAAAAGAGCGUGGGGGAAUUCAUAGCCACUUUGCUCAAGGACCUUCAUUCUUCUGGAGAGAAUCUACAAGGCCUGAAGGCGGCCCGGGACGAAUUAGUCAAUGCCACCGAGGAUAAGAAGCUGAAGUCGCGAUUCAAGAAAGCCUUGAAGGGAUGUGAAGAGGAUGAAGAGGGAGACAAGAAAACGAACACCGAAAAAUCCAACCAACCAUCCUCAGUCCCGAAAAGGGAGUGGCAAGACCUGGACCUUGAAGAAAUAUUUGGGGCUCUGCCGGUUGAGGGCACUACCCAUAACGAACUGUAUCGGUGGGAGCAGAAGGAACUAGAAGAGUCUUUGGAAGAGGGUCGGGUAGGGGAACUCCUACUCUGCCUGUGUUCUGAGCACGAAGAGGUUCGACGACAGGCGCUUCCGAACAUUUCUCGAUUCAUGAUGAAGCUCAAGGAAUCCAAAUACGCCGAAUGGCGGACUGUUUACAUUCUUACUGGAGAGUUCCUCGAGACGAUCAAACAGAUUGGGGUUGAUACGCCCGUGCCACGGAUUGUGGGAGAAUGUGCUUCCAGCUGUCUCUCGGUGCUCGUGGACCCGAUGCAUAAACUCUACGGAAAGGUCAACAAGUUCCUCCAGAAGGCACCAUCAUGGGAGGUGGAGAAAAUCCCAUCUUACUGGAUUGACAAAAUUCUGCUGCAUGAGCCGGAGUUGGAUGACGGCUACUUUGAAGAAAUCGCGUGGUUAUUGGAUUUGCUGAUCAAGGGUCUGAGAACAGAACGGGAUAUGGAGAUCUAUCGCCGAGCCAACGUCUUCGAAAGAGUCCUGUCAUUCUACGAUUCACCGGGUGCUGGUUUCUCUGCGAAGAAGAAGAUUCUGCAUCUGGUGUAUCGCUCGACUCAGGUCAAGGGCAGUACGACUUUGAUUACCAGAGCUGGAAUCAUCAGUUGGAUACAGGCCCAGCUCCCGGCAGUCACUGGCAGGGAUGCGUCCACGCUGACAGCGAUGGCGCAGUCGUUAUAUCAAUCAUCGGACAAUGAUCGGACCGGGACAUGGAGCGGAGGCGCUGUACAACGGGCAGUCGAGCAAAUAACUGCUUAG
Molecule: messenger RNA, 3366 nt
Organism: Aspergillus mulundensis
Lineage: Eukaryota; Fungi; Ascomycota; Eurotiomycetes; Eurotiales; Aspergillaceae
Product: NPA1/URB1 family protein
Exons: 5
Coding region: 1-3366 (1121 amino acids)
Biological process (GO): maturation of LSU-rRNA from tricistronic rRNA transcript (SSU-rRNA, 5.8S rRNA, LSU-rRNA); maturation of 5.8S rRNA from tricistronic rRNA transcript (SSU-rRNA, 5.8S rRNA, LSU-rRNA)
Cellular component (GO): nucleolus
Source: RefSeq, a predicted model, not a curated record